Molecule: messenger RNA, 1929 nt
Organism: Westerdykella ornata
Lineage: Eukaryota; Fungi; Ascomycota; Dothideomycetes; Pleosporales; Sporormiaceae
Product: amino acid transporter
Exons: 4
Coding region: 85-1689 (534 amino acids)
Biological process (GO): transmembrane transport
Cellular component (GO): membrane
Molecular function (GO): transmembrane transporter activity
Source: RefSeq, a predicted model, not a curated record
UUCUUUCUUUAGUAAUCCUCCGCUGCGCAUUCGCUUUCCGGUAGAGGCCCUUACAUCGAGUAUUACUAUUCUCUGUCCAUCUGCAUGUCCACCAUAAAAAACAUGAUGGAACAAGAAAAACAUGCGCAUUUGGGCGCAACCGAGGUUGUAGAGACUGCGUCGUACCAUGCCCAGGGACUUCCGGCGGAGAAGAAAGGCACAGAUUUCGACCAACGCGACAUGCACCGCAUGGGGAAAUUCCAGGAACUGAGGAGAAACUUUCGCUUCGUGACCAUUUUCGGCUUCACAAUGGUGCUUAUGGCAACGUGGGAGGCGCAACUGGACGCUAACAUAUUCGGACUAAUCAAUGGAGGCACGGGAGGCUUGAUCUGGAUGUACAUUGCUUCCUUCUUUGGGUUUCUAGCCGCGAUUAUCUCGAUGGCUGAGAUGGCGUCUAUGGCUCCUACAACGGGCGGUCAGUACCACUGGGUCAGCGAAUUCGCCCCUCCAUCCGCCCAAAAGUUCCUCUCCUAUAUCGUUGGCUGGCUCUGCGUCCUUGGCUGGCAAGUCGGCAACACGGCUAUUGCUUUUCUCAGUUCCCAGCAAAUACAAGGCCUAAUGAUCUUGAACAAUGAGGAUUAUGUACCACAACGCUGGCAUCUUACAUUGCUUGUCAUUGCUCUGGUCACUUUCUGUCAGCUGUUCAAUACCUUCUUCGCUCACAAACUGCCAUUCGUUGAAGGCAUGGUCUUAAUACUGCACCUCUUCGGCUUCUUCGGUAUCCUCAUCCCUCUCUGGGUCCUGGGCAAGAGAACUCGAAGCGAGGCAAGGACCGUGUUUACCACUUUCACAGACGGCGGCGGAUGGGGAAACAUGGGUCUUUCGUGCUUGAUCGGCAUGCUCUCACCCAUCUUCUCAUUUAUCGGACCGGACUCCGCGACACACAUGGCAGAGGAACUACGGGACGCAUCCAAGACCCUCCCUCGAGCCAUGAUCGCAACAGCCCUUGCGAAUGGUGCCAUGGGUUUUGUAAUGCUGGUUACAUUCUGCAUGCACGUAGGCAACGUAGAGGAAAUUCUGGCGACCCCGACAGGACAGCCGUUCAUCCAGCUCUUUUACAAUGUUACCGGGAGCAAGGCCAGCACCAACGCUAUGGCAUCCGUACUCAUCAUCAUGGCAACCUUCGGCUGCGUUACGAAUAUCGCGACGAGUUCUCGUCAGCUAUGGGCGUUUGCGAGGGACAAGGGGCUGCCAUUUUCGGGCUGGCUUGCCCAUGUCCGACAGGGCUGGGAUAUCCCUCUCAACUCCGUCUUGCUGUCUUACGCAAUCGCAGUGUUACUCUCACUCAUCAACAUAGGCUCAACCGUCGCCUUCAACAUCAUCACCUCGCUCGGAACCGGCGCCCUGCUCUCGUCAUACAUUGUCUCCAUCUCAUGCCUCACGCUCAAGCGACUGCGGGGCGAGGCGUUGCUACCUUCUCGGUUCUCCCUUGGAGCUGCUGGUCUCCCGCUAAACAUCUUCUCCGUUUUGUUUAUCACACUGGCUUUCAUUAUGACGUUCUUUCCUAGUAGCCCGCAUCCAGAUCCAGCUACGAUGAAUUGGAAUAUCCUAGUUUUUGGUACGGUUGUGGUUUUCUCCGUUGGGUAUUUUCUUGUAAGAGGGAGAUAUAGGUAUGUGGGGCCGGUCAUGUAUGUAAGGAACGUGGACUAGUUACGGAACGUACAAUGCCAUGGGGAAAUUGCGACGACCGUCUAGGGGGAUCGAUGAGCUUCACGCGCGUAAGGAAAGUUAUAGCUAUUCAAUACGGUUGGGUUGCACGCAUAAGCACAGUUACCUCACAUCUGUAAAAGAACCGGAGGCAGGAAGAAUUGAAUCCAGGGUAAGACGCAUACCAAGGGCGGGCUGAGAACACGAAUAUGAAGGCGGAGGACGGGAGUACUGCCACGGCAA